CUGGGACUUUCCAGUCCAGACUCCAGCCAGUUCUGGGUAAGACAAACUCCCAAGCCCAUAGCUGACUCAGUUCAGCUCGCUCACCGAGCUGAAUCCAAUUGAAUUACACGACACAAUUUGAGUCUCAGAGGGAAGACCUCGAGGAUGAGUCGCAAGAGAGAUAAACCCUACUUUUCCGGGCCCGACCGCGCUCCUCUACCUAAGCGCCGUCGCCCACAUCCACCACCGGCAGCGGAUGACAACCCCGCCGCCAAAGGCAAGACGCAUCCGCCGGCUUCUGUGGUGGUGAUGGGAUUAUCCCCAGACUGCUCCGUCCUGGACCUCAAAUCACGAUUCGAGAUCUACGGCGCAAUCUCCCGAAUCCGAAUCGACGGCGUCGGCUACAUCACCUUCCGGUCUAGGGAGUCCGCCGAAGCUGCCAUCGCGGCUGCCCUCGACGAUUCCUUCGGCAUCACGGUUGAUUCCAGACGGGUACUACAGGUGUUAUGGGCAACAGACCCACUCGCUAAGUGGAGGGAAGGAAUCAGGGUUGGAGUUAACAAGAGCAACGAUAGCUCACCGUCGUCAGGAUCAGCUUCCAAGCUUCUGAGGGGAGAGCUUCCGCUCCGCAGGCAUGGCAGAGGGAAGAAGCUUGCUUCCGCUAUUGUAAACCCGAGGAAUAAUACCAGCAGCAGCACAUCGGAAUCUGGUGCUUCUGCUUCUGCUUCUGCUUCCACGACAUUGGAUGUGCCUUUCCGUGGCCGAGAAAUCAUUGCUUACGAUGAUAUCCUGUAGAUAGAAGCUCGUUUACCUGUGCCUGAAAUCUUUAGAUAAUGCUUCUUCCUUGGAAGUGUAUAGUUUGUGGGAUUUUGUUAGUCUGUCUGUUAGGAACUCAUGAUGUUAGAAAGGAGGGAACUUUGCAGGAAUUAGUGAGGAAAAAAAAUGUUGCCUGAAGCUACUAGUAAUCCUUUCUGUAUCGAAGGGGUUUAUAUUGUUGUUGUACCAUCUUAAUCAAUGUGGAAUAUCUGGUAUGUUGGAUGAUUUUCCAUGUCAGACUUGGGCAUUGUUGGAAUCUUUGAGCUUGUU
This is a messenger RNA of Linum tenue, 1065 nucleotides long. NCBI's taxonomy places the organism in Eukaryota, Viridiplantae, Streptophyta, Magnoliopsida, Malpighiales, Linaceae. The record is from the annotation of a GenBank genome assembly.